UUAAGGUUUGAUGUUUUUAUGUGGAAGAGAGAGAGCGAGAGGUUGAAUGGUAGGGUGAUGAAGGAGACUCUAAGGUAUUUGGUUGGAAUUGCAGGCCCAAGUGGGUAUGGCUCUAAGUCAAGUGCAGAGCAAGUUACUGAACAUUUGCAGUGUUCUUCUCCUUUGACUGCCAUUAUCACUGGGGCAACAUCAGGAAUUGGAGAAGAAACAGCAAGAGUUUUAGCAAAAAGAGGAGUGAGAAUAGUAAUGGCAGCAAGAGACAUGAAGAAGGCAGCAAAAGUGAGAGAGAGGAUCAAAAGAGAAGGUCCAGAAGCAGAGAUUUUAGUGUCUGAGAUAGACCUCAGCUCUUUGGCUUCUGUUAGGAGGUUCUGUAUGGAGUUUGCAGCUUUAGGGCUACCACUCAACAUUCUCAUAAACAAUGGUGGGGUUUUCUCUCCAAAUUUGGAGUAUUCUGAUGACAAGCUUGAGUUGACAUUUGCUACUAAUUAUUUGGGACAUUACCUUCUGACAGAACUGCUUUUAGACAAAUUGAUAGAAACAUCAAGGAGAACAGGCAUCCAAGGAAGAAUUAUAAACGUCUCUUCUGUUGUCCACUGCUGGGUGAAGAAGGACGAUCUCUGCUUCACUCACCUGCUCAACCCAAACAAGUACAAUGGCACGCGUGCUUAUGCUCAAUCAAAACUGGCUUGCAUUUUACAUGCCAAGGAGGUGGCUAGACAGUUGAAGGAAAGAGAUGCCAAUGUGACAAUUAAUGCAGUGCAUCCAGGCAUUGUAAAGACUGCAAUUAUCAAGGCACAUCGAGGAUUUAUCACAGAUUCUCUCUUUUUCAUGGCAUCCAAGUUACUAAAAUCCAUUCCUCAGGGUGCUGCUACGACAUGCUAUGUGGCUCUAAGCCCACAAACACAGAGAAAAACAGGAAGAUAUUUUGCAGAUUGUAAUGAGACUAAGUGUUCAUCUCUAGCCAACGAUGAGUUAGCAGCACGAACGCUAUGGAUGCAAACUCGUGCCCUAAUUCUCAGAGAACUUGGUGAACCAGUUUGAGCUACAUCAUCAAUAAAUUUUCAACCAAGAGAGAGAGAGAACAGUAUAUAUAAUAAAUCUAUGCAUUUGUAAAUGAACAGAGAUCCUGGAGAAGUUCAUCGAAUAAGAUCUCGUAAUAAAAAUACGCCUAAAUUCUUGAACAAUC
Molecule: messenger RNA, 1186 nt
Organism: Cucurbita maxima (winter squash)
Lineage: Eukaryota; Viridiplantae; Streptophyta; Magnoliopsida; Cucurbitales; Cucurbitaceae
Product: short-chain dehydrogenase TIC 32, chloroplastic-like
Exons: 8
Coding region: 19-1041 (340 amino acids)
Source: RefSeq, a predicted model, not a curated record